Megachile rotundata (alfalfa leafcutting bee) is the source of this 2558-nucleotide messenger RNA. RefSeq lists its product as uncharacterized. Gene Ontology annotation, molecular function: zinc ion binding. The record is from RefSeq and is a predicted model, not a curated record. NCBI's taxonomy places the organism in Eukaryota, Metazoa, Arthropoda, Insecta, Hymenoptera, Megachilidae. Gene Ontology annotation, cellular component: nucleus.
AACGAACGACGCGUAUGACAAAUCAAAUUAAAACUGCGCGCGACGAAACUGCAAUUGACCAAUCACAGUUUUGGCGGCAAUUCUAAAAUUUUAUGAAAAUGAAAUUGACGAUUACAUUCAAUUUGAAUUAUUCUGAUUAUGCAGUUGAUUUAAGUACAAAAGAAAAAUUUGUAUUAUUUAAUAUUGCUUCAGUGAGUAUAAUUUCAAAUAUGUUUUUAAAGAACCCACAUUAUACACUUGUCAUUUGUUAUAACAAAUACCGUGGAAGACGUCGUGUGAACCCCAUUACGAAGUCGGCGGGUUUCUCAUUCAGUCACAACUUUAGUCAUCCGCGGACGCGAUUUUUUUUCUGAUAAAUUACGUUGUUCCACUUUCCGAAAACGUUGUUAAACGUUUUCAUUUAUACAGUGUUCAAUUUCGUGAUCAAGUGGAAGAGUGAUUAGGUGUUCUUCGUUUCUUCGUAACUGAUCAAGCAGAUACUCUAAAUAUGCAGCGUAAAAAUUUACUGUUUGAACUGUCUGAUUUGGAUCAGCCAACUUCCACGGUGCUAUUUAAAAAAUCAGAGCUGGAGAAGUUCAACUUAUUCAAAAAACUUAGCGACAAUACGAAUAUCUUGUCAUUCUAUACGACUCCACCGAUGGAAAAGAAACCUGUACCAACGCCGAAAGCACCAAUAAAACAAAAAAAUCUUCCUAGAAAGGGAGAUUUAAAGCCGAAAAAGUUACAGUACUCGGAUGAAGAAUCGGAAAUCAGUAGCGCCGUGGACAGCGGUGUAUACUUCGAUUCUAUCCAUUCAAAUAAUUCACGGUUCUGUAACCAACAUACCGCUAAAAGCAAUAGAAUUGAUUCUUCACAGAAACAAACGCGUAUAUUACGUUCUACGCUCGGUAAAAUUAAAGAGCGAACAGACGAUAAAGAAAACGAUAAAAACAUUGUAAAUUACAGACCAACGAAUACAAACAACAGCAAAAAUAAUGUAGGGCAAACAUCUUCUGUAGUAUUUAGUCCAAAUACAGAAAGAUUAUCUUUUUGUGAUUCUAAUUUAAACUGGAAAGAGGUACUAUAUUGGUUACAACCUCGAAGAGAUGUUGGUUUGUGGAUUCACUGUUGUAGAAGAACAUGUAAAAAAUUGAGAUAUGUUGAUGACUACCACGAUCCAAUAGAUGUACCCAAAAAGUGGUUCUGCAAUAUGAAUUCUGAUAAGUCAAUAGCAUCUUGUACCAUACCAGAACAACCUAUACCACAUACCAUUAAAAAUGACUUGAUUGAAAAUAUCUACAAUGCAGGUAGCAUUGUUUGGGCACGUAUUUCUGGUUUUCCUUGGUGGCCCGCUAUGGUUAAUGAUUGCCCUGACACUUUUACAUAUUAUGAAUUAAAUAAAAAAUCGAUUAAACCUGUGAGAUAUUAUGUUACAUUUUUUAAUGAAGAGAGACUUGAAUCCAAUUGGAUUCCCAAAGCAAAUCUUAAAGCAUUAGCAACAAAUAAAUAUAGUCAACUUAUUAAAAAAACUAAAUUUCGUGGAAUUGAAUAUAAGGAACCAUUAGAAAAAGCAUACAAAACAGCUUUAAGUGCAUUACAGCUAUCGUUGUUAGAGAGACUGAGAAAAUACAGCUUUGUGGCACAAUAUGACAAGUAUUACGAUGACAAUAACAAUAUUAAUGGAGCUAUAACCCAAACCUUUGAUAUGGAUAUAGGAAGCUCAGAUGAUGAAAUACCAUGUUCAAACUUCAGAGAACAUAUUACACUGAAAGAGUUUUAUUUAAAUGGAAUACGUAGAAUAUGAACGCAAAUCACAAAGUUCAGAAUAACCUGUCAUAAAUGACGUACAAAGGCUUAUCACGUAUAAAACAGCAAAGAAUCAGAACUCAUUUCACUCACAUCAAUUAUCAUUUAGUGUAUUUAUUUUUAUAGAUUAAUCGUGUUAAUGUUCAACUUUUUGUUUGUAAAUCCAUGUAAUUCACAUGUAAUAUAAAAUAACGCACAAAUACAUCAUCCAUUAUGUUCGAGGAUAUACAACGCAAAUUGACUGAGUUACCGACUGAGUAUUUACCCACAAAGCAUUGCUUAAAUUUGAAUUUGUAGUUGACUCGUUAGUCGUGCGAGAGCAGCACCAGAACCAUUAACGGUUCACAAUGAAUUUCAAACUGAGUUGUAUUCUAAAAUUUACAUUUGAAAUAAUCAUCAACAUUCGUAUAACUCAUUGAUGUUAUUAGGAAGUUUCAUAAAGGUUUCAUUCUUCUUUGCAGCUUAAAAAAGGUUAGUUGUACGACUUGGAUCAAAGAACAUUCUCGAAGAUAAAAAAAUAGGGGAAGAAUCUAGGGAAACCUAGAAGCAUGGCAAAACUUCUAGAGAAGUACAGAUUUAGAGGGAACGAAAACCUAAACAUGUGACGAUAUAUCAUCGUUUUAAAUAUAUCGACAGUUUCAACGACGGAUCGUAUCACAAAUUAAUUAAGACCAGUUGUCAACGCCGAUUGUUAAUGUAAAUAUCUCCUGCAAGAAUGAUCGCGCCAUAAAUGAAUUCCUGUGGAUCAUCGUUGUACAGCUGUGCCACGGUAA